AUGGCUUCUUCACUGGCUUCCGACAAGCCUAGCUUGCCCGCACCUGGCGCAGCGCCGUGCGACCCGUUUGUCAUAACCGACGACACCAACACAACAACACCCGCUCAUCACCGAUAUUCACAAUACGACCAUGACUUUUUCGUCACUGGCCCUGCUUCGCCAGAAUCCGCGAAGCGAGCUCUAGCCGCCCAUCUUCAAGAAACAGAGCGACGCCUUGAGGAGGCGGGCAAACUCGGUAAUGCCUUGGUCGCCCAGCGCAAAGAGCUCACCGAACAACUUAAGGAGAUUGAGAAGGUGAACAGCGAGGAGGAAUUGUCACAAGAACUCCGGGAGCGAAUGGUCGACAUUGAGAAGGAAUUCAACACACUCACUCGAGAGUCUGCGCGAAACCUGUUGCCAAAACAGAGGGUUCCCAGCAAUGAGGUUCACCCUAGUUCUCCCUUUGCGCCCGACACCAAGGGCCCCAGAGUACGAUCUGUCAGCCCGUCUAAAUUUGAGAUUCAAGCAACAGGGUCCCCUACUAAGCUUACCGUCCCGAAUCGCAAGGUUCGCAAUCAGCCUUCCAACAGGGUCCACGAUAUCGAAUUCGCAACCGAGAUCAGCACUUCACUUAUCGCUCAAGUUCGCAAUCUGCAAGGUGUGCUCGCCGAAAGAGAUGAAGAAAACAAAGACCUCAAAGCCGACAAGGCGCGACUUGAACUCGAAUCAGAGGGAUUCCAGCAGCGCUUCAAGUCCCUUGACGAAAGCGAGAACCGAUAUAAGGAGGAGAACUGGAAUCUUGAGACCAAGCUGCAAGAGCUCACUACUCAACACAAGGAGGCGCUCGAUCGCGAGAAGAAGCUCACGCAAUCCCUCAAUGUGAUCAGGACGGAAAAGGUCAACACGCAGCGAGAACUCGACGAGGUCAAGGUGACUCACGCACGGUUGAUUGAUCAGCACGCCGCUGCUGUCAAGCAACAUGACAUUGAACUUGGUACCGUCAGACGUAACAUCGCCAUGGCAGAGGGUGAACGUGCCGCUAUGCAGCGCAGGAUCGACGACCUCACUGGGCAGAACCAAGAGCUCGCCAGGGCCUUUGCAUCCCAGCGCCGAAUUGUCACGGAACUUGAACCCACCAUCCGAGCCAGCGAUGACGAUCUUGAAUCAUCUACCGAUCAUCUCACUCCCGAGCACUCGCCGCCCCAAUCACCGAUGAAGGGUACUCCUCGCCAUGCCAUGCUGGAGACUGAGACUAUGAAAUCCUCUCUUCACCACGCUCAACGUACCAUCCAGAGCCAGCGAGGUCUCCUUCACCGUGAGAAGACCGAGAAGCUGGAGCUUCGACGUAUUAUACAGGAUCUUCGCGAUGAUCUCGAGAAGGCGCGUAGUGACCCAAGUGAACCCAAGCCCCAACGACCUCGCCGCACUAAAGAUUCUAAGGAAUUUAAGAAGCCCCCUCGUCUACUUGGAUCCUUCCGCUCCAGCAGACAAGAGGUUAUCACCGAUGAUGGCGAGUGGGAGGACCAGACCGAUAUUUCUCCUCGUGCCUCUGUGUCUCCUUCGUUGGCUAGGGCUUCCUUGGCCAACAGCAGUCACACUGUUCUACCAAGCAUCGAGAUUCCUGACGCGACGGAUACUGAGCACUUCGACACUGCGAAUGAAGGUGCCGACUCAGCCUUUGAGACGGCUAACGAGCGGGCCACCGAAACCGAGGAUUUCCAAACUGGAAACGAGGAAAUGUCAGCGAGCGACGACACCGAAACUGAGGGUACUACCCGGGGCUUUGGCAGCAUGCGGAAUGCUCCCCGAUUACCGGCCGGCGGUUUUGUGCGUCACGGAAGCACCAACUCUCUGCACAGCACUGCUUCCACCUCGGCUGAUGAGGACGACGUUGCGUACACCAAGACUCCAAGUGGUACCAUCAGAUCCCAGAGGAGCAGUCGUUUCCGCAUGAGCCGUAGUGUCUUUAACCGUUCUAGACAAGCCAGCGAGGAGCCCGCGUUCCAGAGCAGCCCCGUCAGCUAUGCGGGCAGCCGGGACGCAACACCCCACGGUCAGAGUUUGUUUGCCGAGCUCCAAGACUUCGACGGUAGUGACGACGACUCAGCCGGACCUGGAACUCCCAGCCGACUUCGUGCUCGUUCCAUGACCCCUGGCUCCAUUAGAUCUUUCCGCCGAGGAUCAUCUCCGCGACCGGCGGUGCCUCCCCUGCCAAAGGUCAUCAUGGUUGAUACUGGCGUCAUGACAGAGCCCGUUAAGAUCGUGCCCAGACUCUCAGGUUUCCAAUCGGCCCAGACAAUCUCAAGUGGCUCAAUGACUGAAGAUGGAGAAGAGAACUUUGCUGAAUCGCCCAUUAGCGUGAUGACUGCUAACCGUCCUGGUUCUAUGCAGUCAGCCAUCGGUCCUCUAAGCCAGCGUGGCCCUGCCUCCUGGCCUGUUGAUUUCGCUUUCGGUGGUUCUAGGCCAGUUUCUAUGGCCUACAGUGAUGCUGGUGCUCAACACGAUCCUGAUAUGGAAGAGAAGCUCGCCCAGUUCCCCGCUCCCCCUUCUAUGCUUGCUCCCAUCCUACCUCCUAUUCUGAGCAUGUCCUCAAUCGCAUCCGAGGAUGUCGAGCCCAGGGAAGAAGUCGAGGUACCCCCAACUCCUCUGGCAUUGACCUUUACACCCCUCUCAAACCAGAGCGUCGAGCCUUUGGCCGAGCCUGAGACUCCUCUUCCUGAUCUGACAAUGACAUCGAUCAUCUCCGAGGAGCUAGAGCCUCGUGCUGAGCCUGUUGUUCUCCCUCCAGCCCUCAGCCUGUCUACUAUCGCUGCUGAGCACUUGGAACCCCGCGCGGAGCCUGAGAUCCCCGCUCCGAAGCUCAGCAUGUCUGCUAUUGCUGCACACAGCCUGGAACCCAAGGCCGAACCUGAGGCCCCUCUGCCUAACCUGUCGUUGACAAACAUCAUUGCCGAGGAAGUCGAGCCCAUUGCUGAACCUCCUGUUGAGCCCGUCAUGUUCAUGCCUCCUCCGGCAUUGUCCAUGUCCGCGAUUGCUGGUGAACACGUCGAGCCCAUCGCAUCCAAGAACCCUGCGCUGAGCAUGUCUGGUAUCAAGGGUGAGCACAUUGUGCCAAUCUCUGAGCCAGCUGUGCCUGCUCCCGAGCUCCUUCUGUCCACAAUCCGAAGUGAGCAUGUUCAGCCGAUCGCGGAGCGGGAGAUCAACUCUACUGUGCCGGCCGUUGUCGCCCCCUCACUGUCCCCAGCUCCUGCACUAAGCUUCUCCGCGAUCCACGGAGAGAAUGUUCAGCCUAUUGCCAUCGAGGCACCCGAGCUCGCCAUGUCCAAGAUCGUGGGCGAGGCCGUUGAACCUGUUGUGGAACCAGUGCCUGAGCUCUCCUUCUCUACCGUCAAGGGCGAGUGUGUUGAGCCAACUGAUCUUCCUGCUCCUGAUUUGGCUCUCUCAUCCAUCGUCGUGGAGUCUCUCGAGCCCAUUAGCGAGCCUGAGAAGAUUGUUCCAAUGCCUUCUCUCAAGAUGUCAGCUAUCUAUGCCGAAGGCUGUGAACCGAGAGAGGAGCUGCCCCCUACUCCAACCACACUCGUGUUUUCUGGUCUGUCGACGCAAGACGUGCAGCCCGUAUCUGAGCCUGUGCCAUCUCUGGCUUUCUCAGGCAUUACGUCCGAGAACGUGAAGCCUGUCAUUGAGGCAGUACCUGCCCCACCGACUUUGGCUAUCUCUUCAAUUGCCACCCAGAGCGUUGAGCCCAUCAACCCUGUCCACAAGACACCCAUGUUGCCCGCCUUUGGAUUCUCUACUAUCGAAUCUGUCGAGACCAUGCCCAUCUCACCACGGACUCCCAAGAGAGAGGGUUUCAUUCUUCCCCGCGACAUGCAUUCGCCAUUCAUGGAGCGCGAUAUUCCUCGGACUCCAGAUAAUCAGAGAUCAUACAAUGGCGAUGUUGAUCAAGGCUCAUCACCUCUUAUGGUUGAGGACGAGAACACCCAGACCCCAAGCGAUACUCCUGAGCCCGCCACACCCGACUCUCAUCGUCCAUUUGAUAAGCCAUUGGUCAUCAUGAACGACCAGGGUGCGCAAACAUCUCUCACUGCCGAUGCCAUUGACGCCAUGUUCAAGGCUCGUGCUCAGCCUCUCGUUGGACUCCAGAAGAAGCUUUCAAUGACGAGCCCUGACACGCCUGCAACCACUGGCACAACCGGUACUGUCAGAAUCCACCGGCGCGACAGCUUUGAGAGCCCCGUCCGACAAGAUAGGGAUGAUGAUGUCUUCGACGCAUCAUUUGCCCGCCCGGGCAGCUCUAGAAGCGGUAUGGCAUCUAUGCACGAUGCUCCUCCUCUGCCCGCCAACCACCGCCAAGUCAUCGAGGCUGCACGAUCUGGUUCGGCCCAUAGCAACCAGAACAACAUGGGACCCCCACUAUGGCCAGCAUCUGUACUCAAGCAACGGCCAACUACUCCGGGACAGGGUGCCUCGCCGUCUCUUCGUGCCGGCACACCCCGUGCCGGUCGUAACCCCGUCAGCUACGGUGAGCUUGGAAGACAAUCACCGUCUAAGCUUACAACGGUAUCACGCAAGUCCUCGGUAUCAUCGUUUGCCUCGGAACUUGACACUCGCUUCAACAUCCGUCCUGGCGAGAUGGGCAUGGAUCCCGCUGGCUUUGGACCCAACACUGAUCCCCGCAUGAUCCAGGCCAUCACUCAGACCAUGAUCGGAGAGUACUUGUGGAAGUAUACUCGCAAGACAGGUCGCGGCGAGAUGUCAGAGAACCGACACCGCCGUUACUUUUGGGUCCACCCUUACACCAGGACUCUCUAUUGGAGUGACCGAGACCCUUCAACUGCUGGACGCACCGAGUUAAAGGCUAAGAGUGUGCCUAUUGAGGCUGUCCGUGUCGUUACAGACGACAACCCAAGCCCCCCAGGACUGCACCGCAAGAGCUUGGUCAUCAUUUCGCCUGGUAGAACUAUCAAGUUUACCUGUGCGACCGGGCAGCGACACGAGACAUGGUUCAAUGCCCUCUCGUAUCUGCUGCUUCGCACCAACAAUGAUCAAGCUAAUGUCGAAGAUAUUGCUGAGAACUUCACUCGUGAGGAUGUGGAUGAGUUUAAUCCUCAAGUUGGACAGCGCCCUGGUUAUGCAACCCGCCCAGGAGCUGCACCUUCUCUGUCGUCUUACCAUUCCCGAACAACCCGUAAUGAGUCACCAGCUGUUGGUAUGUCCAUGAACAUCCCGACUCUGACACCCAAGGCUCAGCCCCAGCGUCCGGCCGGAACACUUAGCAAGCUCAGUGGUUACUGGAAAGGCAGCCAGCUGUCUGGCACCUUCUCAACUCUGCGUGGCCGGGGCCCCAGCGCACAGAACGUUCACAUCUAUGAGGCUAGCGAAGCACACGACAGUGCUGAGGACGUGAGGGAGAUCAUCGAGAGGCAGGAUAGGGAUGCUGACCGUCUCGAGAACGUCCGAGCAUGCUGCGAUGGCAAGCAUGAUGUUGGAACCCUCCACCUUACCUCUAAGCGAGGCAGCCGUCCUGGAAACAACCACGCGCACUCUACGCACUCUCAGCCUGGACUCACACACUCUCAUACUACCAUGUCUUCUGUACGCUCUCGAGUUUAA
This is a messenger RNA of Fusarium pseudograminearum CS3096, 5592 nucleotides long. RefSeq lists its product as uncharacterized. The transcript is spliced from 3 exons. Gene Ontology annotation, cellular component: mitochondrion; cell cortex. The record is from RefSeq and is a predicted model, not a curated record. Gene Ontology annotation, biological process: establishment of mitochondrion localization; dynein-driven meiotic oscillatory nuclear movement; maintenance of protein location in cell cortex. Gene Ontology annotation, molecular function: tubulin binding; phospholipid binding. The coding region runs from base 1 to 5592 and encodes 1863 amino acids. Lineage: Eukaryota; Fungi; Ascomycota; Sordariomycetes; Hypocreales; Nectriaceae.